Messenger RNA from Funneliformis mosseae, 474 nucleotides. NCBI's taxonomy places the organism in Eukaryota, Fungi, Glomeromycota, Glomeromycetes, Glomerales, Glomeraceae. The record is from the annotation of a GenBank genome assembly.
AACACUAUUGAAUGGGUCAAUUUGGAACUUGGCGCAGUAAUGUUGACUGAGGAAAAGUUGAAUACGAGCAAAGCGUACUUUUAUAUUGCUAAUAAGUAUGACAUUGUUGGAUUUGCUCUGGCCGUUCAGAUUGAGAAAGCUUAUAAAGUAAUUGUAGAUCCUUCAAGUGACAAAGCUCAAAAUGAAUCUAGUAAAGAUUCGAAAAUGCAUACUGAUACUGAUGUUGGGUCAGGAAUUUUUUGUUGUACGAAUUAUAUUCGUGCUUUUUGUGGAAUUAGUCGCUUAUGGGUUAAAAAAGAUUAUCGGAGGAAAAAAAUUGCGUCAAGGCUACUGGAUCAAGUCAGGAAAAAUUUUAUUUAUGGUUGUGAGCUCAAGCCUAGUGAAGUAGCGUUCUCGCAACCAUCUGGAGAUGGUAAAGCUUUUGCAACUCACUACACAGGAACUCGUGAGUUUUUAGUAUACGCUGAUGAUUAA